Myxocyprinus asiaticus (Chinese sucker) is the source of this 5668-nucleotide messenger RNA. Its product is annotated as rab GTPase-activating protein 1. The transcript is spliced from 27 exons. Bases 647 to 3877 code for a protein of 1076 amino acids. The record is from RefSeq and is a predicted model, not a curated record. NCBI's taxonomy places the organism in Eukaryota, Metazoa, Chordata, Actinopteri, Cypriniformes, Catostomidae.
UAUAUAGCAUACAACCAUACUAAUAAUAUUUAUAAAGUAUGCAGCAUGUAUACUGUAUGCAGUAUGAAAGCUUUUUGUAUGCCUGGAAUACCCUGAUGACCUAUUACGCUGCCAAAAUGUGCAGUAUAUAGCCUGUAACCAGAGCAAACUACGUAGGCCUAAAAAACCGGUCAUUUCAUACAAUGCACUCCAUUUGACAUUCCCAGUGUGAAUAUAACAAGAUUUUGAACAUCUUCUUGUCACAUUAUUUUAAUGAACUGCCAAGAGUUAAGACAGUUUACCCAAUAUUGGAAUAAAAACGCACAAUAUCCGUUUAAUUUCUGAAAUGAUAACUGAACACUACUAAACUGAACAUGAAACAAAGUGAGGUAAUGUGACAACCAUGUUGCAUACUACUGUUUAUAUACUGUAGUAUAUACUAAGUAGUAUGUAGUAAGUAAUAUACUAGUGUUCCAUUCUGUACGUAGCUGCGUCCGCGCAUGCGCAGUUUGAGCGGGGUUUGGUUUGUGUUUACAGCUGCACUGUUGCUGGCUAACGUUCAAAGCUGUUAUGUCAAGCAUCUCUGGAAUAAAAAGCGUUUGUGGAAACAGGUAAUUUUGCUCAUUAAACUGCCAUUCAUGAGCGUGUCUGGCUUGGUUUAGCAGUCAUGGAUGACAAGGCCUCAGUGGGGAAAAUUAGUGUGUCUUCUGACUCGGUGUCCACCCUCAACAGUGAGGAUUUUGUCCUGGUGUUCCGUCUGGGGGAUGAGACCCCCUCCACUAAUAACAGUAGCGAUGAUGAAAAGACAGGACUGAAGGUGAUUUCUGAGGAAGGGGUCAGCUUUAAGAUCGUGGGGAACGGCAGUGAACAGCAGUUACAGCUGGAGCUGGAAGAUGUGCUGAUGGACCCUUCUGUGACUGAGCUGGCUGGUGGACCGGACCAGUCGGGAGGGGAAGAUCAUGGCUACCCUACCACUGUUGCCCCGCCACAGUCCUGUCUGACACCCCCUAAACUCGAAAUGAUGCUGCCUGUUCAGGGGCCUCAGGAGAGCGAACUCAAUGAGAGAUCUUACAGGGAUGAGCCCUCUGAGAUGAGUCCCAGUACUCCUGUCCCAGACGAGGACAGCGUGGUGUUCAGUAAACUGACAUAUUUGGGCUGUGCAUCAGUAAAUGCCCCUCGCAGUGAGGUGGAGGCCCUACGUAUGGUCAGCAUCCUUCGCAGCCAGUGCCAGAUGCCCCUGGACAUCACCCUCUCUGUGCCCGGAGUCUCUGAGGGCACCGUCAGGUUACUGGACCCUCAGAGCAGUGCUGAGAUUGCCAACUACCCCAUUUACAAGAUCCUCUUUUGUGUUCGUGGCCACGACGGGACACCAGAGAGCGACUGCUUCGCCUUCACUGAGAGCCACUACAACGCUGAGAUCUUCCGCAUCCACGUCUUCCGCUGUGAAAUCCAGGAGGCGGUCAGCAGAAUACUUUACAGUUUUGCCACAGCCUUCCGACGAUCAGCCAAUAAAGCACCACUUGCUGCCAAGGCUCCGCCCCUCACGCCAGACAGUGACGUUUUCACCUUCACCGUCAGCCUGGAGAUCAAAGAGGAUGAUGGGAAGGGCAUAUUUAGUGCUGUGUCAAAGGAUAAGGACAGGCAGAGCUUUAAACUGCGGCCAGGCAUGGACAAGAAGAUAGUGAUCUAUGUCCAACAGACGUCCAACAAAGAGCUGGCCAUCGAGAGGUGUUUUGGUCUGCUCUUGAGCCCAGGAAAGAACGUAAAGAACAGUGACAUGCACCUGCUUGACUUGGAAUCAAUGGGCAAGAGUUCAGAUGGGAAGUCUUACAUCAUCACAGGGAGCUGGAAUCCAAACACUCCACAGUUUCAGGCUGUGAACGAGGAGACACCCAAAGAUACAUUCAUGUACAUGACAACGGCAGUGGAUCUGGUGAUCACUGAGGUGGAGGAGCCCGUGAGGUUCCUGCUGGAGACGCGGGUUCGAGUGUGCUCACCCAACGACAGGCUUUUCUGGCCCUUCAGUAAACGCAGUUACACUGAGACCUUCUAUCUCAAACUCAGACCGAUGGAGAAUAAGGAGAGGAAGAAUAACUCAGACACUCUGUAUGAAGUGGUGAAAUUAGAAAGUGAGACGGAGAGAGAAAGGAUGAAGACCACGGCGAGUCCCGGCAUCCCGCCCUCUGGGUCUCUUGGCUCUAUGGUGCCCUCGCCACCAGAGGAUGAUGAGGAGAAAGAUAAUGAUGAGCCCUUACUAAGCGGCUCUGGAGAUGUGUCUAAGGAAUGUGGCGAAAAAAUUCUGGAAACUUGGGGGGAUUUAUUAUCCAAAUGGCAUCUGAACUUGGCGGUUCGGCCCAAACAGCUGCCGGCACUGGUCCGCAGUGGUGUCCCAGAGGCCUUGAGAGGGGAGGUGUGGCAGCUACUGGCCGGAUGUCAUAACAAUGACCAUCAGGUGGAGGAGUACCGAACACUCAUUACAAAGGAAUCUCCGCAAGACAGUGCCAUCACUCGUGACAUUAACCGUACCUUUCCUGCACACGACUACUUCAAAGACACUGGAGGUGAUGGGCAGGACUCUCUUUAUAAGAUCUGUAAGGCAUACUCUGUAUAUGAUGAAGAGAUUGGUUACUGCCAGGGACAGUCCUUCCUCGCCGCUGUGCUGCUGCUACACAUGCCAGAGGAGCAGGCGUUCAGCGUGCUGGUGAAGAUCAUGUUUGAAUACGGUCUCAGGGAGCUCUUUAAGCAGAACUUUGAAGAUCUGCACUGCAAGUUCUUCCAGCUGGAGAGACUCAUGCAGGAAUACAUUCCAGACCUGUACGCACACUUCCUGAAUCUGGGUUUGGAAGCGCACAUGUACGCCUCCCAGUGGUUCCUCACUCUCUUCACAGCCAAAUUCCCCCUCUACAUGGUCUUUCACAUCAUAGACCUACUGCUGUGUGAGGGCAUCAGUGUCAUUUUCAAUGUGGCUCUUGCGUUACUGAAGACAUCUAAAGAUGACCUGUUACAGACUGAUUUUGAAGGCGCGCUGAAGUUCUUUCGAGUGCCUGUGCCCAAACGCUAUCGCUCAGAGGAGAACGCCAAGAAGCUCAUGGAGCUAGCAUGUAGUAUGAAGAUCAGUCAGAAGAAGCUAAAGAAGUACGAGAAGGAAUAUCACACCAUUCGCGAGCAACAAGAACAGCAGGAGGCGCCAAUCGAGAGAUAUGAGAGAGAGAACCGGCGGUUACAGGAAGCUAACAUGCGUCUGGAACAGGAAAACGACGACCUGGCACAUGAGCUGGUCAGCAGUAAGAUUGCGCUGCGGAAAGACCUGGACAACGCAGAAGAGAAAGCCGACGCUCUCAAUAAAGAGCUUCUCAUCACCAAACAGAAACUGGUGGACUCUGAAGAUGAGAAGAGAAGACUGGAGGAAGAGUCUGCACAGCUGAAGGAGAUGUGUCGGAGAGAACUGGACAAAUCAGAGUCGGAGAUAAAGAAGAACGGCUCCAUCAUUGGAGAAUAUAAACAGAUCUGCUCUCAGCUUAGCGAGCGUCUGGAGAAACAGCAGACUGCCAACAGAGGAGAGUUGGAGAAGAUCCGGCUGAAGGUGGAGGGCUGUGAUAAGUGCAGCAUUCUCUUCAGUAAGGAGGGCCGUCUGAAAGUGCGGAGCACUCCUAAGGAGGGCAGUGAGGAAGACACAGACGAGGAGAAGGAGGCGCUGAAGAACCAGCUGAGAGAGAUGGAGCUGGAGCUCGCUCAGACCAAACUGCAGCUGGUGGAGGCAGAGUGCAAGAUACAGGACCUGGAGCAUCAUCUGGGCCUGGCUCUGAAUGAAGUCCAAGCAGCCAAAAAGACGUGGUUCAACCGGACAUUAACCUCCAUCAAGACUGUCACGGGAGCUCAAGGCAAAGAAAGCGUCUAACAGGACCAGAGAGACACAACACUCCAGCCACUAACUAUCGCUCCCCUGCCCAGCGAUCUCAACCUACGGCUGGCACAGAGUGAACAAUGCUUUUUCUCUCUCCUUUUUCCUUUUGUAAAAAGAACUUUACUUCAAGGGUACCAACUACCCCAAUUGAAACACAUGUACUUACUGAAAGCAAAAAGACUUUAAUGCUAGUCUUUCUACUACUGAUAUUAAACAGAGGACUGGACUGUGUCUUCUGAGGGAUAUUAAAACUUCAUCUACUGUUCUACUCAAGACUACUUGCACAAACACAGUCCCUGUCAAUAUAAGGUACGAGUGCUUUUGGAAAUCUAGUUCCCGUUCAACCGUAACUUUCAUUUGUGUCAUGCAGGUUUGCUUUUUGCAAGGUGAUGGCAAAUGCGUGCAUCUGUGUGCAUGUGUAUGACUGAAAAGUUCUGCUUUUAUUGUACAGUGCGUGCGUGUCUGUGUUGGCCAAUAUUGUGGUUCCCAGAGGAAGUAAAUAAGUAGCACACUGUACAUAGAUUGUACAGUGAACUUUUAAUUCAACUCCUCCUUUAACCACUAGCUGGCACCCAAGUAACAGUUCACCCAAAAUAAAAUAAAAAUUUCAUUGUUUUAUUACCCUCAAGCUAUCCCAGAUGUGUAUGACUUUCUUCUGCAGAACACAAACAAAGAUUUUUAGAAGCAUAUUUCAGCUCUGUAGGUCCAUACAAUGGAAGUGAAUGGUGACCAAAAAUUUGAAGCUGAAAAAAGCACAGAAAGGCAGCAUAAAAGUAAUCCAAAUGACACCAGUGGUUAAAUCCAUGUCUUCAGAAGUGAUAUAAGUGUGGGUGAGAAACAGAUUAAUAUUCAAGUCCUUUUUUUCUAUCAAUCUCCACUUUCACAUUCUUCCUAUUUUUUUGGCGAUUUGCAUUCUUCAUCCAUAUCACCACCUACUGGGCAGGGAACAGAAUUUAGAGUUUAAAAAAAGACUUAAAUAUUGAUCUGUUUCUGAAAUAUUCUUCUAAAAAUCUUCAGUUGUGUUCUGCAGAAGAAAGUAAGUCCUACACAUCUGAGAUGGCAUGAGGAUGAGUAAAUGAUGAGAGAAUUUUCAUUUUUGGGUGAACUAUGCCUUUAACAAAAGUUAUUGUUGUGUUUAUGAUGAAUCAUGCACAGUGGGAUACAGUGAUUCUGUAUAGGUGUAGCCACACAUGGCCUGAUCUAUAAAGGGCUGCUUUUGUGACUUAAAGGUCAAAGGUCAUUCACAAUAUGCUGUCUUCUAUAGUGACUGUGUGUUGCGGCUAACGGGAAAGGCGCUUUUUAAAGCACUUAUGAAUUGAGCACACGUUUUGAUCGGCAAGCACAUCUCAAGGUAAAGGAAGAACUCAAACUUCGUUAGUCACUGUGUAUGUGGAUGAGGUGUGUGUGUGUGUAAAGAAUACUUAGUGGGAGGGUCUUUGUACCUUACAGAUAUAUUUAUACUGAUAUCUGGCUUGCUAGAGUUAUUGUUGUUGUUAAAGAAGGCCUUUGUGCCCUAUGAAGUCAAAUGGGGCCGUUCUAUUAUAAGGCACUGGGUUGUAAAUAAAAAAGAAACAUACAAGUUUUUUUUUUUAUAUUUCAAACUCUACUUUGUAACUGUACUAUAUUGCCUAAUUGUACCAUGCUACGAGAUUAAUACUCAUUUUUUGCUCAUUAUUACAUGCCAAAUGUACUUUUCCCCAGCAUUACAUCCGUGUGGACAUUGUAAUAGUGUAGGUUGCAUUGUGUACUUUCAUGAAUUUCAUUAUAAAGAUAUGAACACAUGUA